Pungitius pungitius (ninespine stickleback) is the source of this 1824-nucleotide messenger RNA. It is a transcript of the gene fip1l1a, whose product is annotated as FIP1 like 1a (S. cerevisiae). The record is from RefSeq and is a predicted model, not a curated record. Lineage: Eukaryota; Metazoa; Chordata; Actinopteri; Perciformes; Gasterosteidae. The transcript has 13 exons. Bases 415 to 1701 code for a protein of 428 amino acids.
UGUUAGCUGUCAGUCGUGCAGAGACAGCCAGCCAGCACGCAACGCAACGCAACGCAACACAACAAACACACGGGUCUCCUGAAGGUGACGUGGCAAGCGCGCGUCGCAGCAUAAUGACGUCAUUUAAAGGGCUGACCCGCUGCUACGCGUGUUAACGAAUUAUUUACAAUAAUGCAGUUCACAAUUAUUACCAACGGCAUUUUAAUAGUGGAAAAGCAAAUGGUCCAUCUAAAAAGGGACCAAAUAUACGUCUGAUGUCAGCAGUUGAUGGCAGUUGGUGACGACAGGACUUCAGGUCACUUGUCGCCAUAGAAACGCACUGGCCCAUCAAUUUGACCGAGAUGAACGGACGGGAGAACCUCCCCCGCUAAUUAUCCGAAUUAAACGUUUUAUUUAUAUUAUUAGUUGUGAUGUAUGUUUGUUAAAAACUACCUUUUCAACACUAAAAUGUAUUCAUCCGAGUCAGACUCCGAAGUUGAGCCCGAAGAGGACGAGGAAGGAAAACUUUAUGAAUUUAUAUUCGAACUGGACGAAAAGGAGCAAAAUGAGGAGUUUCAAAUCCCGUCCAGGAAGUCACCUGUGCAGGUGGAGGUCAGCGCGGACGGGACGGUCGAAAACGGGACGGUUCCGUUGACUAAAUGUCACUACACCAGAGGCGAAAGGCAGAGAAACAACUCAUCGGGUAACGACAGGAGGGGACGCCACGUGCACGCGUCGGCCACCAGGGACCGAGUCUCCGACCGGGCCGUGGCGGGCCGGCCGUGGAGGGAACCCGGUGCUGUGACCUCGGACUUCUUCAACUACGGCUUCGACGAAGACAGCUGGAAGCUCUACCAGAAGCACGGGAGGUUCUGUUCCGCCUCCGGGAGACCCACCUGCAGCGGCCCGGUCCACCAGGGCCGCAGCGCUCCAGAAGAGAGAGCCCACCGCCACACCCCCCCCGGCGGCGCGUCCCCCCCCCGGGCCUCCAGGCGGCCGAUUGAUGCCGAUGUGACCGGAGGACGGGCGGGACGCAGAGGGACGGUUAGAGGGCCCCGAACCCUCGAGGACCAGGUGCACACGUCCCCGGACGAGGACGGGUUUUCUUUUCUUCAUCGGUCGUCUCCACCCGACUUCGGUUCCCUCUUCGCAAUCGUCCCUCCUCCACCUUUCCUUCAACGACCAUCAAACCGUUCCUGUCCCCAUGAAAGUGGACACUCCAAAGGCCCCGAGGACCCCUCACUGCACCAACGGUCAUCAGGUGCGUCAUCCCUGACCGGCGCUGGCCCGUUCCGGUACCACGACAGAGACCGACCCAGAGCCCACGACCGGUGUGAGAGAGACGAGAGGAGCCGCUCCUCGUCACACAGGGGGGAGCGCCGACGCUUAGACAUCUCACAGCAAGAGAGAGAAGCCCUCCGCGCGGCGGGGAGGAAGAGGAGGAGGAAGAGCAACCAGAAGAGGAGGAGCCAGAGGAGCCGGGACGAGGGCGAGGAGCGGCGCGGGUCGUACAGCAGGUUUCUAGAGGCGCUCGGAGGUCACGAGAGGACAAGCUGCUGGGCUCAGACGUGUUGGUUUAAUGUCUCCACGUGGUCAUUUGAGCCUCAUCUGUCUCUCUGUGUCUCUUUGAGGGACAUUUGGGGGCCUGGAUGUCUCCUCACACUUUGUGCCCAGUUGUCCCGGUCUGUAAUCCAUCCACAGUCCUCAUGGAGGACAGGCUGAAAGACGACAGAAUGCUCACAGAAGUGUCUUCUAUGUCCACAGCAGGAGGAGGAGGAGCACGAGGGACGGGGCCAAGGACGGAGACAGACCCAGUAGACAGAAGAAGGCUAAAAGGACAAAGAG